AGACGACUACCCGCGCCCCGCACGUGCUUCCCGGUUCGUCGGCUUUCCGACGGCCUAGAACACAACACCGUGGUUUGGGGCUCGGCUUUCGCCUGACGUCAAAGUCGGCGGGGAGGGAACAGGCUGGGAGCACCGAGCGUCGCCAUGCACGACCCGCGGGCGCGGACCGACAGCUAGCUAGCAGAAUGCCCCGUGAAGACCUCGACGCAGGCCAUUUCGCUCGCUCCUGGCCCUUUACUGUGGCUUAUUUUUUCAUACUGAGCAUGGGGAGAAGAAGCAGGUGUUAUGGAAAGGUGUGAGUUUAAGUUUUACUCCAAGGUUUCGCUCGUUAUAGCGUAGCAAGAGGCGGCGAACCGCUUCCAAAGUUGUCUGUUAGCAGGACGCGUGUGAAGGAUUGGAAUUAAAGGCGCAGCGCUCCCGUUGUUGUUAGCGGCAAACAUGGAGAAGCAACAGAGCGACUUGGAGCGAGAGCGCCAGUACUGUGAACUUUGUGGGAAAAUGGAGAAUCUUUUGAAGUGCGCGAGGUGUCGAAACUCCUUCUACUGCAGCAAGGAACACCAAAAACAGCACUGGAAAGAACAUAAGCUCACUUGUAAGGAAGCGGACAAAACGCACCAUCCAAAACAGAAGCCCGAGCCUGAGCAGCCACCCGGGGAUGCGAAGGCGCCGGAUAAAUGUCCGAAGAAGAAUAGACCCGAGCAGGCAAACACCGGCGCGUCUUUGCCCCAAACCACAAACGCGGAGCCACAGGCGCCUGGAGAGCAACCAGCUGAGGAGGGCUCCAACAAUACCGCCACACCUAACGGACAAACGAGUUCAUCCCCACAGAAACUGGCCACGGAGUACGUGAUCCCGUGCAUGAACAAGCACGGCAUCUGCGUGGUGGACAACUUUAUGGGCGAGGAGAUUGGACUGAGCAUCCUGGAGGACGUCAAGGCCCUGCACAAAACUGGCCGAUUCACGGACGGGCAGGUGGUCAGUCAAAAAAGUGACUCCACUAAAGACAUUCGUGGGGACAAAAUUACGUGGGUCGACGGGAAGGAGCCCGGCUGUGAGAAGAUCCGCUUGCUCACCACACGCAUGGACGACUUGGUUAGACAUUGUAAUGGCAAACUGGGCAACUACGCAAUUUUUGGAAGGACAAAAGCAAUGGUAGCAUGUUACCCUGGAAACGGGACCUGUUACGUGCGCCAUGUGGAUAACCCCAACGGCGAUGGACGUUGUGUCACAUGCAUAUAUUACCUUAAUAAAGAUUGGAAUGUACAGGAGCAUGGUGGCCUUCUUCGAAUCUUCCCAGAAGGAAAAUCCCAAGUUGCCGACAUAGAGCCCAAAUUUGAUCGGCUCCUUUUUUUCUGGUCAGACAGACGGAACCCUCAUGAGGUUCAACCUGCUUAUGCUACCAGGUAUGCCAUCACCGUGUGGUAUUUUGAUGCAGAUGAACGAGCUAGAGCGAAAGAAAAGUACUCAACAGGUGCAGGAGAAAAAGGAGUAAAGGUUGAACUCGGCAAGCCAUCUGAUCCCAGCUAGUGCGAAGCCGGCGUCCGCACCAGGCAGCCAAUAAGUGCUCUGUCCCCAAAAUGUUGCCCUAAAAGAGCAUGUGCGUGUUUUACAUGAAGCAGGGAAAAGUGGCUCGUGGAUGUUUUUCGGAAGAAAAACAAGCAUAUGCAGUCAAGUGUGUUCUAUUCAGGCAACCUUGACAACUCAACAGUUCUUGAAUGUCAUUGAUAUUGUUCUGAAAGGGAUGGUGUGUUUUUUUACUUGGCUUUUCCAGUGCACCGUGUUUUCAAAGGUGAACAUUGACGCCUCAAUUGACAGUUUUCACACAACUCACAGGAAACAUUUUCAUCUCUUGGUGAAUUCCCUAAAGGUACAGCGUUCUGCACAACCUCAAUGCGUUAUGCUUUUCACGUGGAAUUUUUUUUUUUUGUGCGACGGUUUGGAAAAUGUGUUUGAGUUUGAAACGAGGAAGGAUGAGAUGGAUUAAAAACACAUUUGUUCUGACAGAACCGCAAUUCUUAGUUUGAAUUUCUUGUCCAAUUUGAAUUCACACACCCACUGAUUGGAGUCACUCUCACUACCAGCGCGUUUAGCUGAUGCUGCCCCCUUGGGGAUGUUAAUGGUGUAGCACUAUUUUGAUAUACAGUACUUCUCCCAAUGGACCUUAACUCAUUCAGCUCCAUGUAAUGGAAAUUAAAUUACUAACAAUGUCACAAAUUAGGCAAAUGACUAUAUUACUGCUGCUGUAUUGUAUAUUGAGUAGGGACCCCCUUUUGUAUAACGAAAGGAACCUAAUACUGAGACAAUUUGUUUUAGUGUUGCCUUAAUUUGAUGACAAAUCAGCAGUCAGAAAAUGUCUUCAAUAAAUAACCAGAUAGUAUUUUAUUGUUUUCCGUGUUUAACACAAAUUUGCAGGUACAAUUUGUAUACAUAUCUAUAUAUUUUGGUCGUCAGCCUAAUGAUUAAUAGUUUCAUUAAAAUGAGUGGAUUUACAAAGCAAAUAUGACCCAUUGCUCUUUUUGAUCCGCCCAGGUCACUACACUCUAUCAAAACAUGGUGAGCUAUCGUAAACUUGAUGUACUGGAUUGUAGCAGUGGUGCGGAACCACUGUGAUUACACUGAAGUGUUUCCAAAAGUUAAGCUGAAAAAAGAGACAGCUUGGUGAGAUCCGUUUACAUCAGUGCAAACUAAAAUAAUGUCAAAUUAAUACCUCUCACAAUGCUAAUCAAAACACAGCAUUGAAUAUUUUUUUAACUGUAUAUUGUUACACUAUGAAAGUGUGGCGCAUGUGUGUACAGGUGCAUCUCCGUACAUGGGAAUGUGGUGGAAGGAACCCCCCCCCCCUUUUUUUUUAUUUUUUAUUAUUUUUAUUUUAAUUUAAUUUUUUUAAAUCACCUUUGUGGUGGUCAAUAUAAGGUUUUACUACCUGGGGUGGCGUCCCAACCCCAGCCUAGAAAACAAUCUCACUUAAAAUUGUGUAUGCAAUCAACAGUAUUCUCUGCCAUAGCAUAUUUUACACCCAAUGCAACUAUUUUUCUCAAUAUGUAUAUGCAUGUAUCAUGUGCUCACCAGUCUUUUUUUAUUUUUAUUUUUUUACCCGUGGCCAGUUAUGACUUGAACAAACUAGGUAAAGCAAUGGACUCUAUUAGUAGCUACUGGUUCAGGUAUGUUGGCAUGUAAUUUAAGAGCAGGAAUUCAUGAAAAUUUAUGAAUUUAAAAUAUUUGUUUUUAAAUACUUAUUUCAUUUUUAAAAUCUUCAAUUUUAUAACUAAAUGAAAAAAUAACUCAUGUGGUACUCAAUGUAUUGGGAUGCACCUGUAUAAUUGCAUGCACAGAAAAUAUACGCAUUAGUCCAUUUCGCACAAAAAUUAAGUGUGGUUUAAAAAAAAAAAAAAUUUACUACAAUAUCUGGCUAAUAUGUAAUCUAUUGUAUAUUAACAAUUAUGUAUGAAAACACAUCCAUAAUGACACAGUGUACAAACAAUAGCUCAAGAAAAGGGUCAGAUAUCAAUAUAUACGUAACAAAUGAGCAGUACAGUUGGGCCCUCAAUGUACAUAAAUUGUGCAAAUCAUCUUCCCGUCAGUAGUCCUUCAAAUACUGGCAUGUUUCGGAAUUCCUUUCCGGAACCAUUGUGAAUGUAUCGAGUCCAGUGUGCUUCAAAAGGGUAAUAAAAGUGCAAAAACAUUUGGAAUUAAAAAAAA
Messenger RNA from Corythoichthys intestinalis (scribbled pipefish), 3699 nucleotides. It is a transcript of the gene egln1a, whose product is annotated as egl-9 family hypoxia-inducible factor 1a. Gene Ontology annotation, cellular component: nucleus; cytoplasm. The coding region runs from base 439 to 1527 and encodes 362 amino acids. The record is from RefSeq and is a predicted model, not a curated record. The transcript has 5 exons. Gene Ontology annotation, molecular function: peptidyl-proline 4-dioxygenase activity; L-ascorbic acid binding; ferrous iron binding. Lineage: Eukaryota; Metazoa; Chordata; Actinopteri; Syngnathiformes; Syngnathidae. Gene Ontology annotation, biological process: peptidyl-proline hydroxylation to 4-hydroxy-L-proline; cellular response to hypoxia.